AUGGGCGCCCCGGGGGGCUCUGGCUGCAGCAGUUCCGCUGGGCGCUCGUUCCCGCGACCCUGGCCGGGGCCUCACCUCACAUCUCCGCGACCCCGCCUCGCCUCGGCCGGGAGCCUCUGCCCUCGCCAGGGUCGGAGGCGCAAGCGGGGGCGGGCCUCUGCGCCGAGCGGCCAAUGGGGACUGAGCCUGGCGGCCGGGGCGUGGCGGCCCCGGCGCGACGCUUCGAGUGGCGGUUGUUUCAAGAUGGCGGGCGCGGCGGGCCCCUCCCUGCCCGGCUCGGCGUUCUGGAGCCGCGACGUUUCUGAUGAAGAACAAUCAGUAGUUUAUGUUCCAGGACUUUCCUCAGAAGGAGGUACAAGAUCAAGACUCAAGUUGAUAAAUCCAAAAGUUGAUGUUAAAGUUAAGACUUCCGGGGUGACUGAUGCUUCCAUCUCCACGGGGUCUUUAAAAGGUGCAGGAGAUUCAGCAGCUGAACAGAAUGUCUGCAAGGGAGGCAUGAAGAGGGCAUCAUUGAAAGAUUUAUGUCUUGAAGACAAAAGACGCAUUGCCAACUUAAUUAAAGAACUGGCCAGAAUCAGUGAAGAAAAGGAAGUGACAGAGGAGCGCCUGAAGACCGAGCAGGAGUCCUUUGAGAGGAAGAUUCGGCAGUUGGAAGAACAGAAUGAACUGAUCAUCAAAGAAAGGGAAGCUCUUCAGCUGCAGUAUAGAGAAUGUCAAGAACUGCUAAGUCUCUACCAGAAGUACCUAUCAGAGCAGCAAGAGAAGCUCACCAUGUCACUCUCAGAACUUGGUGCUGCUAGAGUGCAGGAACAGCAGGUUGAACCAUACAUACAUUUCAAGGAUAAAGCCAACUUGGUAAUGAUAGCCAACAGGAAAACUACUCACCAAUCUUCAUUGAUGGACCUGGAUGGUUCCUACCUGAGUGUAGCCAAACCACAAACCUACUGUCAGACCAAGGCAAGGCCUAAGUCAGCAAACCAGGACUCAGUUUCAGAGUCCCUUACGGCAUUGAGGAAUAAUUCUUUGAAACCAGUAACACUUCAUCCUCCCAAAGAGCAUUUAGAGAGGGUGCCAUCAGAAACCAGAACAGGUACUUUUGAAUCACCAGGGAGGAAACCAAUAGAUGCAGCCCCGAUAGAGAGAGUCCUACCUUCAGAAGAGGUGAAGAUGAAGGAAUAUCCACACCUUCCACCUGCAACAUUGAGUCAGUACUGUGGUCAUAAAUGCUCAGAAGGUGAAGAUUAUGUUCAUGAGAACUACCGUCCUGCGAACAUGGCCCCUCAGUACUGUAAGACACGCCCAGCGUCCUGCGGUCAUUGUGGGCUUUCCUGGCCAUCUCUCAUGCCUGGUCAAGUGACAGUGCAACCCAGCGAGACUGAUGUCAAAAAGCAGCUCUCAGAAGAUCGGAGGCAGCAGUUGAUGCUUCAGAAGAUGGAACUAGAAAUUGAAAAGGAACGCCUUCAGCAUCUUCUGGCCCAGCAAGAGACAAAGCUUCUCCUCAAACAGCAGCAGCUGCACCAGUCCCGACUGGAUUAUGACUGGUUAAGGACUCAAGCUGUAUUUAAGUCUCGAGAACUGGUUGCUGAUAAUGAAUUUACUAAACCUCAAGAACUCGAUCUCAAUGUGAAUGGUAGUGACUCUGGACCAAGUUUAUUGAAGUCAAAAUGUGAAGGAUGGCUGCAUGGAACCUCAUCAUCCUUUAAAAAGUGCCAAAACUCUCCAAACAGUGGACAACACAGGAGUGAGAAGAAGACAGUUGAGUUUCAGUCACAUGUGGCGGAUGACGUCCAAGGGCUAUGCCAACAGAACGAUACCUACAGACCCCAGAGAGAGACAGUGACAGGAGUUAGAAAAGAUGCAUCCACAUCUCCUAUGCCAGCAAGAAGUCCUAAGGACCCCGUGACCCCAUCAUCAUCAUCCCAGCGCAACACCUCACGGUAUGAGACAUCUCUGUUGGAUUUGGUUCAGUCUCUGAGCCCAAAUUCUGCUCCCAAAUCUCAGCCCAAUCCCUCCAGAGCAGCAGGAGUGUGGAACACUUUCCGACCUAGCCCUCAGAAAUCUACCUGGAAGAAAGUGGGGACACGCAGGAGCCCUGAAGACCUGGAGGAGAGUCAGAUUCUGGAAGACAUAUUUUUCAUAUGACUCUGAAGCACAUGCUACAUAAUUUCAUAGGAAAUGUUUGAGUUCCUUUACAUACUGAUGUAGGAUGUUAAAUGACUUGACUGCCAAGCAGCUGAGUCUCUCCUUUCACAGGGACCUAUCUUACUGGCAUCCUCUUAAGUAUUGAAUACAGAAAUCAUUCUAACAAAUCAGGGUGUUUUUUUGUCAGACCAAUCAGAAAACAGGCUAAAGGAGGUGGGCUUAGGCAUAGGAUCUUUUCUGUGCCAAACAGAUUAGAAAUUUAGAAUACUUUCUGCAUAUCAGACACCAUGGAUAUCUAGUGUCAUUUUGAGGAUGGUUUCAACUUACUGCUGCAAAAAGUUGGCUUUCCUUACAUAAGGAACGUGUCUACUUCAGAAGAGGUCUUCCUUCUUCACCCUUUCCCUCCUCGCUAACUCUCAGUGUGACUGUUCAUUCUGAAAUUGGAGUUAGUGACCCUGAUAUCACCACUACUUGGGACCAAAUACAUGUGAGUCAUAGUGAUCAUCAACAUGGUCAUUGCCACUCCUUACACCAAAAAGCUCAAUGGGUUAGAGGGAAGUUCCCAGCCAGACUGUGCCAUUAAACCACACAUGAGAUGGCAGCCUGGGGAAAUCUACCAGGUCCAGGCAACCACCCCUCCAGUGUCCCGUGACAGAUGUUUCUUGUGGACUCCAAUUCCAGGUAUUCUUGUGAACUUCCUCCGCUGUUGUGUCUAGGGAAGAUGGCACUAGAGAAAGAGUGGUAUCCAGUGGCUGAGGAUGAGUGCUCCUAGUUUAAGUGCCCCUGGGCGCAGAGUCUAGGAAAGCUUGCUGAGCAUCCUUAUUGGCCUAAAUCUAAAUCUUUUCUCUCCAGACUGAGCUCAGUCCUGUUGAUUCUACCCAGUCCCCCUUCCCUUCGAGACUCUCAAUUCCGUACUCUUCAUCUGAGGCAAAUACAAGGGCAAGACUAGUUACGUGUCGUCAUUCCCUUUGGAAGUUGAAAGCUCAUUACAGAUUCCAAUUUCCUUUUCAAAUUCACCCUGAGAGGAACUAGAACAAACUUGUUCUGUUUCAAAACAUUUUUAGGAUAUGUCUUUGUAGUAGCAGAAAUGAGUUAGAUUUCCAGGACCAUCUUCUCUCUGUCCUGUGUGUCACAGGCAACUUAACUAUACCUAGUUCCUUAGACUUUCUAUAACCAUAGUCACUUGUUCUGAGCAUCAGUGUUCUUGCUACUCCAAUCUCCAGAAGGAUAAGAAAUGGAAUCUGAUCUCUUUAAGAAGCUUAUUUACCCUGAGAAGAGUUAUAAACAGCCUAAAAAUUCAAGGCUUUUUUUGGGUGCCGUGCCAGUGAAUGGAAUUUAAUUGCUUCUGUGCCUUACCAACAUGGGAAGUUUGUAAGAGGGAAAAAAAAAUGAGUUUUCAGGGAGCAUCAAUGAACACACUUUUCAUUCUGCACACUCCCUGCCAGUUGCCUUCUCUGUUCUGAAGGCAUUUUUGGGGGUGUUGGGGGGGUGUUGGUAUGAGGGUGGUAGGAAGGGAAUAUGUAUAUAACCUAGUGGCUUUGUUAUUAACUAAAUAAUAUAUGUUAACAUUGUAAUCUGUAUUAAAUUUACUUUGAGAUAUA
Messenger RNA from Peromyscus californicus insignis, 3743 nucleotides. Its product is annotated as KIAA1328 ortholog. The transcript is spliced from 12 exons. The record is from RefSeq and is a predicted model, not a curated record. Bases 1 to 2142 code for a protein of 713 amino acids. NCBI's taxonomy places the organism in Eukaryota, Metazoa, Chordata, Mammalia, Rodentia, Cricetidae.